This is a messenger RNA of Austrofundulus limnaeus, 4992 nucleotides long. RefSeq names its product intraflagellar transport 172 (gene ift172). NCBI's taxonomy places the organism in Eukaryota, Metazoa, Chordata, Actinopteri, Cyprinodontiformes, Rivulidae. Gene Ontology annotation, cellular component: intraciliary transport particle B; axoneme; ciliary basal body. The record is from RefSeq and is a predicted model, not a curated record. Gene Ontology annotation, molecular function: protein binding. Gene Ontology annotation, biological process: intraciliary transport.
CUACAAAGAUGUCCUCCUUGCUAGCUGGUAGCUCGGAGCUGGUCGGAGAUAUUACCCUGCUUUAAACGUUUCAUUAUUAUUUACUAUUUUUCUGUGGGCUUCCGUGCGGCUUCGGAAAAUGCAACUGAAGCAUCUUAAGACACUCUUGACACCCCAGGAGGGUGCURCCAAAGUAACGUGCAUGGCCUGGUCCCCGAACAACACAAAGUUUGCUGUUUGCACUGUGGACAGAGUGGUUCUGCUCUACGAUGAGCAGGGAGAAAGAAGGGACAAGUUCUCCACCAAACCUCUGGACCCUAAGUAUGGAAAACAGAGCUACGUGGUAAACGACAUGGUCUUCUCACCAGACUCCACCAAGAUCGCCAUCGGCCAGUCGGACAACAUCAUCUAUAUCUACAGAAUCGGGGAGGAUUGGGGUGACAAAAAGGCCAUUUGCAACAAAUUUGUUCAGACGAGUGCAGUGACUCGCCUCUUGUGGCUCGCAGAAAACGCUGUCGUUUACGGCUUGGUUGAUGGAAAGGUUCGCCUCGCCAACACCCAGACAAAUAAAUCCUCCACCAUCUAUGCCACGGAGUCCUGCGUUGUCUCGUUGACGUGCAAUGUUUCUGGGAAAGGCAUCCUGUCCGGCCACGCUGAUGGGACCGUUGUGCGUUUCUUCUUUGACGAUGAAGGCUCGGGGGAAUCUCAGGGGAAGCUGUUGACACACCCGUGCCCUCCUUACGCCCUGGCCUGGGGAGCUAACAGCAUCGUGGCGGGCGGCUGCGACAAGAAGGUGGUGGCGUACGGCAGGGAGGGCCACAUCCUGCAGAGCUUCGACUACAGCCGCGACCGGUCGGAGAGGGAGUUCACGGUGGCGGUCACCAGCCCCAGCGGGCAGUCUGUGGUGUUCGGCAGCUUCGACCGGUUACGAGUGUUUAACUGGGCCCCUAGGAGAGGCAUGUGGGAUGAAGCCAAACCCAAAGAGAUCUCCAACCUCUACACCAUCACCAGCUUGGCCUGGAAGAGAGACGGAUCACGCCUUUGUGCCGGAACGCUGUGUGGCGGCGUGGAGCUGUUUGACUGCUGCUUGAGGAGAACCAUCUAUAAGAACAAGUUUGAGAUGACCUACGUCGGCCUGAGUCAGGUGAUCGUGAGGAACCUCUCCACGGGAACACGGGUGGUCCUGAAGUCCUACUACGGUUAUGAGAUCGAGGAGGUUAAGAUCAUGGGAAAGGAUCGUUACCUGGUGGCUCACACCUCAGACACUCUGCUGCUCGGAGACCUGCUCAACAAUAAAUUAAGCGAGGUACCUUGGCCCGGUUCUGGAGGGAACGAGAAGUUCUUCUUUGAAAACGAAAAUGUGUGCAUGAUUUUUAAUGCCGGGGAGCUGAGUUUGGUGGAGUACAGCAACAAUGAGAUUCUGGGCUCCGUCCGGACAGAGUUUAUGAACCCUCACCUCAUCAGUGUGCGACUAAAUGAGAGGAAGCAGAGAGGAGUUGAAGACAACAAGAAGCUCGCCUAUCUGAUCGAUAUAAAGACUAUCGCCAUCGUGGACUUGGCUGCAGGCUACAAUCUGGGAACCAUCAGCCACGACUCCAAGAUUGACUGGCUGGAGCUGAACGAGACCGGACGCAAACUGCUGUUCCGGGACAAGAAGCUUCGGCUCCAUCUGUACGACGUCGAGUCCAGGCUGAAGACCACCCUGCUGAGUUUCUGCUCUUACGUCCAGUGGGUGCCGGGCAGUGACGUGGUGGUGGCCCAGAACAGGGGCAACCUCUGCAUCUGGUACAGCAUCGACAGCCCAGAGAGCGUCACCAUGUUCCCAGUCAAGGGGGAUGUUGUAAAUCUGGAAAGAGCUGACGGGAAGACGGAUGUGAUCGUGACAGAAGGCGUCAACACCGUGACGUACACCUUGGAUGAAGGCCUCAUCGAGUUCGGCACCGCCAUCGAUGAUGGAGAUUACGACAGAGCCGUGGCCUUUCUCGAGACUCUGGAAAUGUCUCCCGAGACGGAGGCCAUGUGGAAGACGCUCAGCAAGCUGGCUCUAGAGGCUCAGCAGCUGCACAUCGCAGAAAGGUGUUUCGCUGCUCUGGGUGACGUCUCGACCGUUCGCUUCCUCCAUCAAACCAACMAACUCGUGGACAAAGUUUCACAGGAAAUGGGUCACCCGGAGCUGAACAGCCUGCGUGGAAACUAUUACCAGUGGCUGAUGGAGACGGGUCAGGACGAGAAGGCCGGCGAGGUGAAGGAGAACCAGGGGGAUUUCCAGGGGGCCGUAAACCUCUACCUGAAGGCCGGCCUCCCGGCCAAAGCUGCCCGCUUGGCCCUCAGCCGUCCAGAACUCAGCAGCAGCACCGAGACCGUCGGGCGCAUCGCAGCCAGCCUCAUCAAGGGAGAGUUCUAUGAAAGAGCGGGAGAUCUGUACGAGAAGAUCGGGAACAAACAGAGAGCUUUGGAAUGCUACUGCAAGGGAGGGAACUUCGGGAAAGCGGUGGCGCUGGCUCGCGACUCCUUCCCCGCCGAGGUGGUGAAACUGGAGGAGGCCUGGGGAGACUACCUGGUCCAGCAGAAACAGAUGGACGCUGCCAUCAACCACUUCAUUGAAGCAGGGUGGCAGAGCAGCUGUUUGUUAAAGGAGGUCACAUUAAACACGCCAUCGACAUGUACACCUCAGAAGGACGCUGGGAGGAUGCUCACAAGCUGGCAGUCACGUGUAUGACGAAGGAGGAAGUCACAUCUCUGUACGCCAGCAGAGCUCAGGAGAUGGAGAGAGAAGGCAAAUUAAAGGAGGCGGAGAGGCUAUUUUCUAUUGUGAAGCAGCCGGACCUCGCCAUCACCAUGUACAAGAAGCACCGGAUGUUUGAUGAUGUCAUUCGUCUGGUGGCCAAACAUCAUCCUGACCUGCUGACUGAGACUCACCUCCACCUGGCCAAGGAGCUGGAGGCUGAGGCCAGGUUCUCGGAGGCAGAGCAUCACUUCCUGCAGGCUGGAGAGUGGAAAGCAGCCGUGCACAUGUACAGAGCCCAUGACAUGUGGGAGGAAGCGCACACGGUGGCACAUAGCCACGGAGGUGCUGGAGCKCAGAAGCAGGUAGCCUACCUGUGGGCCCGGAGUCUGGGAGGAGAGGCUGCUGUCAAGCUGCUCAGCAAGUUCCACCUGCUGGACUACGCCAUCGAGACGGCCGCAAAUAACCUCUCAUUUGACUUUGCCUUUGACUUGGCUCGCCUCUCCACAAAGAAAAAGGUUCCUGAGAUCCACCUGAAGUAUGCCCUGUACCUGGAGGAUGAGGGAAGGUUUCCUGAGGCUGAAGUCGAGUUCAUUAAAGCUGGAAAACCCAAAGAAGCUGUGUCCAUGUACGUCCACCACAAGGACUGGGCGAGCGCGCAGAGGGUGGCCGAGAACCACGAUCCGGAGAGCGUUUCUGAGGUUCUGGUUGGUCAAGCCGAGUCCUGCUUCGAACAGAAGGAGUUCCAGAAAUCUGAAGCCUUCCUUCUGCGAGCGCAGAGACCUGAACUGGCUGUUAAACUUUACAAGAAUGCAGACAUGUGGAGUGACGCCAUGAGAAUCUGUAAGGAGUAUCUUCCCAGCAAACUGUCGUUGCUGCAAGAGGAGUACGAGAGGGAGACGUCCAAAAAGGGAGUUAGCUGGUGGGGGUGGACGUCAUGGCAGCUCUGGACCUUUAUGCUGAGAAAGGCCAGUGGGACAAAUGUCUGGAGACGGCGUCCAAACAGAACUUUAAGAUCCUCCAUAAAUACGUGGCUCUUUACGCCACUCAUCUCAUCAAAGAAGGAGCUGCUCUGAAGGCUCUGCAGCUCUACAUCCAGCACGGAGCUCCCCCCAACCCUCAGAACUUUAACAUCUACAAGCGCCUGUUCCUGGAUCUGAUCAACCUCCCCAACACCGCCGGGCCAGAGUCGUACCGCAUGUGGGCCGACCUGCGAAACUUCCUGCUGCAGUUGUGUGAGAACUUGUCCAGGUCAGCCGAGGCCAACUCUCCGGCCCGUGAAGACUUCGAACAGAUGCUGCUGAUCGCUCACUACUUCGCCACGAGAUCUGCUGCAAAAGGCGCCGAACAGCUGGCGAGCGUCGCAGCCAAGCUGUCGGUGUCUCUGCUGCGUCACACCGAGCUCAUUCCUGCAGACAAGGCUUUCUACGAAGCUGGUCUGGCUUGCAGGGCUGUUGGCUGGGAAAACAUGGCCUUCAUCUUUCUGAACCACUUCCUGGACCUGUGUGAGGCCAUUGAAGAGGGCACCCUGGACGCUCUGGACCACUCUGACUUCCUGGACACAGACAUUCCCUUCGAGGUUCCGGUUCCGAACAAACUCUGCGUCAGCGCUAUCCGGUGCUCAGGAAUAAAAUAGAGUUUUCUUCAGAGGGAAAAGCAGCCAACAAGGAAGACUGGAACAAAUUCCUCAUGGCUACGAAGACCACUCACAGUCCGGAGUGUCAGGACGUCCUGCAGUUCAUCAGUCAGUGGUGCGGGGGUCUCCCAGCCUCUGGUUUCUCCUUCCACUGACGGGAACGUCUUCGAGCUUCGGUUCUGUAACGUUUUUAUUCAACGACACGCUUCCGUCUUCAUCAGCUGACAUGUUUUACAACAUCUGUAAGAGUUUAGUUUCUCUCACAGCACUUUGAUUAUUACAACGCUUUUAAUCAAAAUCAGUGAUUUUAGCGAAAGAAAGCCCAAAAUGUUAUGAGUUAAGUUAAAAAUCUAUGAAAGCUGUGAGCAAAUUUUGGGGAGGUUCUAUAAAAAUCACAGGUUAAUGUUGGGUUUGGAGCUUUUCUCACAGGAAACAGAGGAAUUAAAAAAAAKCUGUUUCCUUUCUCCAUCACCGUUCAUCGCUGAUGGUUUCUGAACUUUUUAACCUUGUAAAACUUUGCUGACCUUCCUGUUCUUAGACUGAACCUUCACUGAUAUUCCUGUGAAUGUUUCUAAAGRCAGUAAUGCCUUCACUCUGUCUAAAAUGUAUUUUAUUUAUUAAAGCUCCAAUAAAAAAAUAGUUUUCAAACAUU